UGCUUUUGGGAAAGGUUCGCCAGCUCUAACUUUCGGCUUCAGCUUCUGGGAGAAGCCAGUGACAGUGCCACAUUUUUCUCUCUCUAGGAGAAUAAAAUCGUUUGCUUUGAUUUGCAUUAUCUCUCUCUAUAUAAGUCGAGAACCAGUCUACUGGUUUGCAUUUUCUCUCUCUAGUGAUGCACAAAAAAUACAGUCUUUUGAUUUGCAUGAGUGACUGAAAUCAGAGAUGGGUUCGAACUCGAAUUCACCAAGCAAGAGUCCUCUGGUUCUUUCAGAUGGAUUUGUGAUUAAACCCAGGGAUGUUUGCUUCACCUGUUUUGAGAGAGGUCACUGGGCUCGAGACUGCCCUGAGAAAUUGAAGAGAAAGAAAGUUUGCAAUGAGGGUUUGAGGAGAGAGGAUCGCCAUGAGAACCCAAAGAGAGAGGAUUCCUCUGUGUACUGGAAGAGAGAGAAUGGAGAAAUGGGUCCAAGCAAUGGUGAAGGAUCUUCUUUGGAGGUGCAGUGCCCAUGUGGUGGGGGGCCUUGCCCUGUUAGCAUCUCAAAGUCUCGACAAAACCCAGGAAGAAAAUAUUAUACAUGCCCUAUGUACCAACGAUGCGGAUUUUUUCAAUGGUGUGAUGUACCUUCCUUGCCACAAAGCGGGUCUAUGUUGAAGUUUCCAAUUUGUGGUUGUAGAGCCGGAGAAUGCAAGCUUUUUACUUCCAAAACUGAUAAGAAUCCCGGUCGCCAGUUCUUCGUUUGCCCCAUCAAAAAGGGUCAAGGAGCCUGCAACUUUUUCCUUUGGCUCGAGGACUACGAAAAAGGGCUUCCAGGAAGCAAUAUGAGUCCAAACAAGCGACCCAGAGAUGCCAUUUCUGAUGCUCAUUGCAAUGCAACAUCAAGCCCAAUAUUCGAACAUAGUCCUUCUCAAAUAUCGACAAAUACCAGCAAUGCUUUUUCUUGUGAUUCGGGCAAGUACCAGUCACUGUGUCCUAUGGGUGCUCAGCUUUCCAGUGAGAUUCUGUACCCACCAAUUGAGAAUCUUAGCAUACAAGAGACAACCUACCCACUGGACUGCGAAAAAGGGCUCCCACGAAGCAAGAUGAGUCCUAACAAACGACCUAGAGAUGCCAUUUCAGUCCCUUAUAGCGAUGAAGAAACUGGAACAACACCAAGCCCUCUAUCCAACCAAAUUCCUUACCACAUAUCAAUGGAUACAAACAAUGUUUUCCCCCCCAAUUUCGACAAGAACCUGUCACCGGGUUCUAUGGGCACUCAGUUUUUUGGCGAGAUUAGCUAUCCACUUAGAGAGAUUAGCUACACACUGAUCGAGGAUCUUGGAAGUAGUGAGAUCAGGUACCCACCAAUAGAGAGGCUCAGCAUAAGAGAAGAGCCAGUUAUGGCUGGGAAAUGCGAUGAUUGUGAGGGUGAUGGGCACUGGGAUAUGGGCAGUGUAAGGGAGCCUUCUUUUCGUUACUUAAAGUGUAGGAAAGGUUGGGAUUGGGUUUGCCCUCUGGUAUGAUACUGUAUUUAAGUCUUAGGGUGUGUUUGAUAACAAGAAGUUAGGGGGAGGAAGAAGAAACUUCCUCAUCAAUGUAUAUUCCCGGCAAAGAAGAACUUCUAAUUUUUAGGGGACAUUUACCUUCCAGUUAUCAAAGGGGCCCUUAAUGUAAAACUAAGUUGUGAAGAUAAGCUUUUGUUUUGGAAAA
Messenger RNA from Amborella trichopoda, 1688 nucleotides. RefSeq lists its product as uncharacterized. The record is from RefSeq and is a predicted model, not a curated record. NCBI's taxonomy places the organism in Eukaryota, Viridiplantae, Streptophyta, Magnoliopsida, Amborellales, Amborellaceae. Gene Ontology annotation, molecular function: zinc ion binding; nucleic acid binding.